Molecule: messenger RNA, 1245 nt
Organism: Raphanus sativus (radish)
Lineage: Eukaryota; Viridiplantae; Streptophyta; Magnoliopsida; Brassicales; Brassicaceae
Exons: 1
Coding region: 138-1121 (327 amino acids)
Source: RefSeq, a predicted model, not a curated record
CCCGAAUCCGAUCGAAGUUGAGUUUGUUCGUUCUGUUAAGCGUCCAUGGCGGAAGCUUCCAAAGUUCAUUGAAAGAAGUAAAGCCUGGUUCGCAGAGAUACUGUGAAACUCGGAGAGAGAGAGAGUGAGUUGAAUUCAUGGGUAUAUUGGGCUACGCCGUCGCCGGCGGAGGAUUUGCAGUAAUCGGCGCGUGGGAGUCACUGGACUCAUCGUACCUCGAUCCAAAUUCAUCUACCGGUGAUGAUUCGUCUUCCCCUAUGGCGCCUCAGAUCACUCCGUCUCCGCCCAAAUCUAGUGGAUCGUCUUCCAUCCCCACAGCUUUGCUUUCGUCUCUGUUUAUCGCCAACUCGAUUUACUCCUUCUUCAGCUCAAUCGGAUCCAGCGAUCGGGUCGGAUCGAUGCUCCAGUUACAGAUCCUGGCCGUCGCAGUUUUAUUCCUAGUGUACGCCGUCGUAAGCCAUCUGGUGGCCAACUCCAAAAACGCAGCCUUUGCAGCUCUUCCGUCUUCGAUCACGACUCUGCUGCUCCUCUUCGGCUUCAUCGAGGAGUUUCUCAUGUUCUACCUCCAGAAGAAGGACACAUCCGGAAUCGAGAAUCGCUACUACGAUCUCAUGCUCGUCCCCAUCGCCAUCUGCGUCUUCUCCACCCUCUUCGACCUUAGAUCCGACUCUAACAACACCACGCAUCGUCAGUUCGCGAAGCUAGGGCGCGGGAUCGGUUUGAUUCUGCAAGGCACGUGGUUUCUGCAGAUGGGUGUUUCGUUUUUCACCGGUUUGAUCACUAACAACUGCUCCUUUCACGAGAAGACCAGAGGCAAUUUCACCAUCAAGUGCAGAGGGCACGGUGAUUACCACAGGGCCAAAGCUAUAGCUACGCUUCAGUUUAACUGCCAUUUGGCUCUCAUGGUGGUUUUAGCUACUGCGUUGUUCUCUGUCGUUGCGAACAGGAAAGGUUAUCUCCGUGAGGAGGAUCACUCUAAGUAUCGGCCUCUCGGAGCUGAGAUGGAAAAUUUAAGUAACUUCACUCUCGAUUCUGAUGAAGAAGAAGACGAGGUUGGACAAGAUAGUAACCUAGGAGCUAAGGAAACUGGUGUUAAUGGAAUCAUCAGCUCACACGCUUAAAGGUAUCAAAGUUUCAGACUUUUUUUUCUAGAAAUGUUUGUUGGUCCGUUGGGAGGAUUGUUGAUGAUAUGUAAUGUAACCAAACACACGAAAAUAAUAAAGUUAAAAUCUUUUGCGUUUAUAA